GGCGGGAAAACGCUCGGUUUUGGCGCCAAAGGAGGAGCGUGGAGACCGCUGCGAUCGGGGCCGGCGUUCGGGAUCGCAUCGUGGGCGCCGCCGGGGAUCGUUUAGGAUCCAUUCAGGAGCAACCCGGUGCCUGACUGUUUGCUACCACAUCCCGGCACCAUGGCAGCUCCGGCAGGCGGGUUGGACGACGCGGAGCUGCGAGAAGCACAGCGGGAUUACCUGGAUUUCCUGGACGAUGAGGAAGAUCAAGGGGUUUAUCACGGCAAAGUACGCGAUAUGAUCAGCGACAACCAGUACCGCCUGCUGGUCAACAUCAACGACCUGCGGAGGAGGAACGAGAAGAGAGCCAGCCGGCUUUUGAACAACGCCUUUGAGGAGCUCAUUGCCUUCCAGCGUGCUCUGAAGGACUUUGUUGCCUCUGUUGAUGCCACCUAUGCCAAGCAGUAUGAGGAUUUCUACAUUGGGCUGGAGGGCAGCUUUGGUUCCAAGCACGUCUCGCCACGGACGCUGACUGCCUGCUUCCUGAGCUGCAUCGUUUGUGUGGAGGGCAUCGUGACAAAGUGCUCUCUGAUUCGUCCUAAGGUUGUCCGGAGUGUCCAUUAUUGCCCAGCCACCAAGAAGACUAUUGAGCGCCGAUACACAGACUUGACAUCCCUGGAUGCUUUCCCUUCCAGCUCUGUUUACCCUACAAAGGAUGAGGAGAAUAACCCCCUGGAGACAGAGUUUGGCCUCUCAGUCUACAAGGACCAUCAGACCAUCUCCAUCCAGGAGAUGCCUGAGAAGGCACCAGCAGGGCAGCUGCCACGCUCAGUGGAUGUCAUUCUGGAUGAUGACCUGGUGGACAAAGUGAAGCCUGGAGAUCGCAUCCAGGUGGUCGGGACGUAUCGCUGCCUGCCAGGAAAGAAAGGAGGUUACACAUCAGGGACGUUCAGGACUAUCCUCAUUGCCUGCCAUAUCAAGCAGAUGAGCAAAGAUGCUCGGCCUCUCUACUCUGCUACUGAUGUGGCCAAGAUCAAGAAGUUCAGUAGGAAUCGCUCUAAGGAUAUCUUUGACCAGCUGGCAAGAUCCCUGGCACCCAGCAUCCACGGGCACGAGUUCAUCAAGAAGGCCCUUCUGUGCAUGCUGCUUGGAGGGGUGGAGAAGGUCCUGGAGAAUGGGAGCCGCAUCCGAGGAGACAUCAACAUCUUGCUGAUAGGAGACCCUUCUGUUGCCAAAUCCCAGCUGCUGCGCUAUGUGCUGAGCACUGCUCCCCGUGCCAUUGGCACCACUGGCAGGGGCUCCUCUGGUGUUGGCCUGACUGCUGCUGUCACCACCGACCAAGAAACCGGUGAACGACGUCUGGAAGCAGGGGCCAUGGUGUUGGCUGACAGGGGUGUGGUGUGCAUCGAUGAGUUUGACAAGAUGUCUGACAUCGACCGUACGGCCAUCCACGAAGUGAUGGAGCAGGGCCGUGUCACCAUCGCCAAGGCUGGCAUCCACGCUCGCCUCAACUCCCGCUGCAGCGUCCUGGCAGCUGCCAACCCCGUCUAUGGCCGGUAUGACCAAUACAAGACGCCCAUGGAGAACAUUGGCCUGCAGGACUCCUUGCUCUCCCGUUUCGACCUGCUCUUCAUCAUGCUGGACCAGAUGGACUCUGAGCAGGACAGGGAGAUCUCGGAUCACGUCCUGCGAAUGCACCGCUACCGCAACCCCAACGAGCAGGAUGGGGAUGCCAUGCCCCUGGGCAGCGCCGUGGAGAUCCUGGCUACAGAUGACCCUGAUUUUGCACAGGAGGAGGAACAGGAGCUCCAGGUGUAUGAGAAACAUGACGACCUCCUGCAUGGGCCCAACCGCCGCAAGGAGAAGAUCGUCAGCAUGGAGUUCAUGAGGAAGUACAUCCACGUGGCAAAAAUGAUCAAGCCUGUCUUGACCCAGGAGUCAGCAGAUUACAUAGCAGAGGAGUACUCACGUCUGCGCAGCCAGAACCAGAUGAACUCAGACAUUGCCAGGACCUCCCCAGUUACAGCCCGUACCCUGGAGACAUUGAUCCGCCUCUCCACGGCCCAUGCGAAGGCCAGGAUGAACAAGACUAUUGAUCUGCAGGAUGCAGAGGCAGCUUUGGAGUUGGUGCAGUUUGCCUACUUCAAAAAGGUGCUGGAAAAGGAGAAGAAGCGCAAAAAGCAGGUGGAGGAUGACUCAGAGACUGAGAAGGAGGAGGAGGAGACGCAGCCUGAGAAGGAGGGCAGGAAGCAAAGGAGGAAGAAGGCACGCACAGAGGGCGAGGAGGAGUCCUACGACCCCUAUGACUUCAGUGACACUGAGCAGGAGAUGCCAGAUGUCCAGGCACAUACUCCCAAGACACCUGAAGCCUCAGCUACUGGCGAAGCGAAGAAGCCGGAGUUGGCUGAACCACGGUGAGUGGGGGUUGGAGAAGCAGAAGGAGGAUGCUUGUCCUUGCCUGCUCCAUACUGACCCCAUAAUAACUCCAUACUGACCCCAUAGAGCUAGUGAUCCUGUAACAGUUCCAUUAUGACCCCAUGGAAUUCCAUAGUGACCCCAUAAGAGCUCCUAUGUAACCCCGUUAAAACUUAAUGGUAACCCCAUAGAGCUUCAUGGUGACCCCUUAUCAGUUCCCUUAUGACCCCAUAGAGCUCCAUGGUGGCCCCAUAACAGAUCUACUAUGAUGCCAUAGAGCUCCAUACUGACCCCAUAACAGUUGUAUUAUGAUGCCAUAGAGUUCCAUAGUGACCCCAUAAAAGUUCCACUGUUGCACCAUAAUAGCUCCAUUAUGAUGCCAUAGAUCUCUAUAGUGACCCCUGAACUGUUCCAUUAUGACCUCAUAACAGCUCCAUAGAGAUCCCUUAGAGUUGCAUUAUGACGCCAUAAGAGUUCAGUUUUGCCCCCAUAGAGCCCCAGUGUGAGCUCGUAACAGUUGCAUUAUGACCCCAUAAGAGAUCCAUGGUGACCCCAUAGAGCUCCAUAGUGAGCCGACAACAGUUGCAUUAUAACCCCUUAUUGCUCACUAGUGACUGCAUAACAUUGCCAGAGGGACCCCAUAGAGCUCCUCUGUGGCCCCAUAAGUAUCCCAUGAUGACUCCAGAAAGCUUUCUAGUGACCCCAUAUGAUGUCCAAUAUGACCCCAUUAUAACUUCACAGUAAACCCACAGAGCUUCAUGGUGACCCCUUAUCAGUUCCCUUGUGACCCCAUAGAGGUUUUUAGGAUGUCAAAACAGUUUCAUAGACACGCCAUGGAGGUCCACAGUUGCCCUAUUACAGUAACAUUAUGACCACAUAGAAGCUCCACGGUGCCCCCAUAACAUUUCCAUUCUGACCCCAUCAGAGGACCGUAGUGAAGCCAUAGAGUUCCUUUGUGACCCCAGUACAGUUGUAUUAUGAUGCCAUAGAGACACCAUAAGAGUUCCAUGGAGAUCCCAUAGAGUUCCAUAUUGACCCCAUAAGAGAUCAGGUUUGCCCCCAUAGGGCUGCCGAGUGAGCUCGUAACAGUUUCAUUAUGACCCCAUAAGUGUCCCAUGAUGCCCGCAUAGAGCUUUCUAGUGACCCCGUAAGAUGUCCAAUAGGACCCCAUUAUAACUUCACAGUAACCACAUAGAGCUUCAUGGUGACCUCUUAUCAGUUCCCUUGUGACCCCAUAGAGGUUCUUAGGGAUGUCAGAACAGUUUCAUGGGGACCCCAUGGAGCUCCAGAGUGGCCCUAUAACGGUAACAUUAUGAACACAUAGGAGCUCCAUGGUGUCCCAAUGACAUUUCCAUUCUGACCCAUCCGAGCUCCAUUGUGACCCCAUUACAGUUGUAUUAUGAUGCCAUAGAGCUCCAUAGUGACCCCGUAAAAGUUUGACUGUUACACCAUAAUAGCUCCAUUAUGACGCCAUAGAUGUCUGUAGUGACCUCAGAACUGUUCCAUUAUGACCCCGUAAAAGCUGUAUUAUGACCCCAUAGAGCUUUAUAGUGAUCCCAGAAGUGAUUCCAUUCUGACCCUGUAGAAGCUCCAUUGUGACCCCAUAGAGACACCAUCAGAGCUCCUUAGUGACCCCUUAGAGCUCCAUUGUGGCCCCGUAAGAGUCCCAUUGUGAUCCCAUAGAGCUUUCUAGUGACCCCAUAAGAACUCCAUCUUGACCCAAUAGAGCUCCAAAGUGUCAAUACAAAGCUGCAUAGUGACCCCAUAACAGUAGCAUUAUGACCCCAUAGAGCUUGUUAGAGACCCCAUAACAGUUCCAUUCUGGCGGCAUAGAACUUCCAAGUGGCCCCAUAAGAUCUCCAAUGUGACCCAUUGUAGCUUCAUAGUGACCCCAUAGAGCUUCAUGGUGACCUCAUUACAGUUGUAUUAUGGUGCCAUAGAGCUCCAUAUUGACCCUAUACAAGUUUGACUGUUACACCAUAUUAGCUCCAUUAUGACGCCAUAGGUGUCUAUAGUGACCCCAGAACUGUUCCAUUAUGACCCCAUAAAAGCUCCAUUAUGACCCCAUAGGAGCUCCAUAUUGACGCCAUAGAGCUCCAAAGUGACCCCGCAGAGCUGCAUAAUGAACACAUAACAGCUCUAUUUUGACCCCAGAGAGUUCCAUAGAGACACCAUAAGAGCUCCGUGGAGAUCCCAAAGAGUUCCAUAUUGACCCCAUAAGAGAUCAGGUUUGCCCCCAUAGAGCUCGCGAGUGAGCUCGUAACAGUUUCAUUAUGACCCCAUAAGUGUCCCAUGAUGCCCGCAUAGAGCUUUCUAGUGACCCCAUAAGAUGUCCAAUAGGACCCCGCUAUAACUUACUAGUAACCACAUAGAGCUUCAUGGUGACCCCUUAUCAGUUCACUUGUGACCCCAUAGAGCUCCAUUGUGGCCCCAUAACAGAUCUACUAUGAUGCCAUAGAGCUCCAUACUGACCCCAUAACAGUUGUAUUAUGAUGCCAUAGAGCUCCAUAGUGACCCCAUACAAGUUCCACUGUUUAGCUCCACUAUGACGCCAUAGAUCUCUAUAGUGACCCCAUAACAGCACCAUUAUGACCCCAUAAAAGCUCCAUUAUGACCCCGUAAGGCCUCCCUAGUAACCCCAUAGAGCUCCACAGUGAUCCUGUAGAGCUGCAUGGUGACUCCAUAACAGCUCCACAGUGACCCCAUAGAGUACCACAGUGACCCCAUAUAAGUUCCAUUGCUACCCCAUAAGCGGUCCAUUAUGACAUGAAGAGAACCAUAGUGACCCAUAGAGGUCCAAGGUGACCCUAUAAUGCUUGAUAUUGGCCACGUAAAAGGUCCAUUAUAACCCCUUAGUGCUCCACAGAAACUCCAUAACAUUGCCAUAGUGACCCCAUAAGAGUUCCACUGUGGCCUCUUAACAUUUCCAUUCUGACACCAAAGAGCUCCAUAGUGACCUUCAAGAGCUCCCUCAUGACCCCAUAAUGGUUCCAGUAAGACCCCAUACAGCUUCCUAGUAUCCCCUUAUCUGUUCCCUUGUAACCCCAUGGAGGUUCUUAGGGACGUCAAAAGAGUUUCACGGAGACCCCAUGGGGCUCCAUAGCGGCCCUAUAACAGUAACAUGAUGACCACAUAGGAGCUCCAUGGUGUCCCCAUAACAUUUCCAUUCUGACCCCAUCAGAGGUCCUUUGUGAACCCCUAGAGCUCCAUUGUGACCCCGUAACAGCUGUAUUAUGAUGCCAUAGAAGUCUUUAGUGAUCCCAGAACUGUUACAUUAUGACCCUUUAAAAGCUCCAGUAUGACCCAAUAAGAGCUCCAUAGUGACCCCUUUGAGCUGCAUUGGUACCCCUCAAGAGCUCCAAUUUGACCCCAUAGAUGCUCCAUAGAGUCUCCAUAAAAGUUCCAUAGUGACCCCUUAGAGCACCAUAGUUAAUCCUUUACGGUUUGAUUAUAAUCCCAUAGUUGCUCCAUUAUCAGCACAAAGAGCUCCUUAGUGACCCCAUAAAGGUUCCAUUGUUUCCCUAUGAGAGCUCCAUUAUGACCAUUAGAGAACCAUAGUGACCCUUAGAGGUCCAAAUUUUCCCAAUAGAUGUUGAUCAUAACCACAUAAAAGGUCCAUUAUAACCCCCUAGAGAUCCAUAGUGACCAUGGAUCCAUAAGAGUUCCAUUGUGGCCGCACAACCGUUCCAUGAUGACCCCAAAAGAGUUCUGUGGUGACCUAUGAAGAGCUCUAUAGAGACCCCAUAACAGUAGAAUGAAAACCCCGUAUAACUCAGUAGUGAUUCCAUAACAUUGCGAUAGUGACCCCAUAGAACUGCCUUGUGGCCCCGUAAAAGUCCCAUUGUGAUCCCACAGAGCUUCAUAGUUACUCCAUAAGAGCUCCAUCGUGACGGAAUAGAGCUGCAAAGUGACCCCACAGAGCUGCAUUGUGACUCCUUAAUAGCACCAUUAUGACACCAUAGAGCUCAUUAGAGACCCCAUAACAGUUCCAUUAUGGUGGCAUAGAACUUCCAAGUGACCUCAUAAGAGCUCCAGUGUGACCCGUUAUAGCUUCAUAGUGACCCCAUAGAGCUUCAUGGUGACCCCAUAACAGUUGUAUUAUGAUGCCAUAGAGCUCCACUGUGACCCCAUACAAGUUCCACUGUUGCACCAUAAUAGCUCCAAUAUGACACCAUAGAUCUCUAUAGUGACCCCAGAACUGUUCCAUUAUGACCCCAUAAUAGCUCCAUUAUAACCCCAUAAGAGCUCCAUAGCGACACCAUAAUAGCUCCAUGGUGACCCCAUAGAGCAGCCUAAUGACCGCAGUCAAGUUGUAUUGUGACCC
Molecule: messenger RNA, 6718 nt
Organism: Phasianus colchicus (ring-necked pheasant)
Lineage: Eukaryota; Metazoa; Chordata; Aves; Galliformes; Phasianidae
Source: RefSeq, a predicted model, not a curated record